AUGCCUGGCCUCACGAUACAAACAGACGCUCUCUCCCCGCGCGCAUCGAACGCCCCGCCGCCAUCUACGUCUGCGGCUGCUGCCGGUGCUCCAGGCUCUCCAGCCGCCGCAGCUUCCUCGUCCUCCGCGGCCGGCGCAACAAACCCCCCAGCGCAGACCCCUUCGCGCUCCUCCCGUUCAUCGUCCCCCGCCCGGCCCCCCAUCAGCCCCAUAACACCGACCCUACCCCCCGCUCGUCUCGCCGACCCUGCCGCCCCCUUCGCCGCUGGCCGUCCUGUCUUCACACACUCCACUCAGCCGGCCACAGCCGCUACCUCGGCCAUCCCUCCUCCGCGACCGGAGCCCAUCGACUUUGAAUCGAACCCAGACGUCCUGGCCCUCAAGUCAGCCAUCUCCAUCCUCCAACUACAACAGAAGAAGGCCGCCGCGGAUAUACAGGGGCUCAACCAAGCCAAGAUCGCUGCCCUUGGCGACCCAGCAGAAUUCCUUGCCGACCUUGGGGCUGGUAAGGUGCAUGCCCAGGGUGACAAGUUAUUCCCAGAGUCGGACUCGGAUUCUGAUGAUGAAGAGGGGGUCAAGCGAGCGAAGAUGGAGGGUGUAACUGCUGGCCAGGGCAAGGCACCAGAACCCAGGCCAUGGGAAUCUCUCCCCAAACCACAAAACGUGGUGCGCUGUCCGCCCAUCAACUGGUCUCAAUACGCCGUGGUUGGAGAGUCAUUGGACAGGCUGCAUGCGGACCAAAUAGCGCGGCCAAGCCAGGGCGCACCGGCGACGAUGGGCCCCAGCGGAACAUACGAGUUCACGGGAGUUCCUGGAGGAAAUCAGCGGCCGUAUGUCGGUGUAGCAGCUCCUUACACUCCUGGUAAGGACAGGAUCGACAAGAAAGCAAAAGGGGCUAAGAAAUGA
Molecule: messenger RNA, 906 nt
Organism: Colletotrichum chrysophilum
Lineage: Eukaryota; Fungi; Ascomycota; Sordariomycetes; Glomerellales; Glomerellaceae
Exons: 1
Coding region: 1-906 (301 amino acids)
Source: RefSeq, a predicted model, not a curated record